AUGCCAUGUGAGGGUUGUGGACUGUCGGAGGCCGCGAUGCAGUGCCCGACGUGCAAGAAGUUGGACCUUCCGCCUAGUUAUUUCUGCACGCAGACUUGUUUCAAGGACCACUGGGCCGAUCACAAGCCGAAGCACACUCAGUCGGUGCUACCUACGAUUCCCACCAUGACGGAGGCGGCGUUGAAUGCGUUCAACUUUACAGGGAGUUUGCGUCCUGGCAGAAUAACACCACGUCGUGCGGUGCCCUCUCACAUUUCUCGGCCCGAUUACGCGGAUCGCAGGGACGGCGUCUCCCCCGCGGAGGAAAAAGAAAGAGGUUCGAAGGUGAAGGUGUACAAUCUUCAAAGUCUGCACGACGAAACUAGAGAGACGACGGAGAUUCAGCGGGUAAAAACGGUGUGUCGUCUCUCACGCGAAGUGCUUGAUAUUGCCACAGCGGCUGUGCGUCCGGGCGUGGCGACAGACGAGAUUGAUCGUAUUGUUCAUGAGGCCACUAUUGAGCGGAACAUGUACCCCUCCCCGCUAAAUUACUAUAACUUUCCCAAGUCCGUGUGCACCUCUAUCAAUGAGGUGAUCUGUCACGGCAUCCCUGAUUCGCGGGAGCUGCAGGAGGGCGAUAUCGUGAACAUUGACGUCUCAAGUUUCCUUAACGGGUUUCACGGGGAUUUGAAUGAAACUGUCUUUGUGGGUAAACCAGACUCCGAUAGUGUGCGCCUCGUUCAUUGCACAUAUGAAUGCUUGUGUGCUGGCAUUGGCGUGGUGAAGCCGGAGGCACUGUAUAAACACGUGGGCGAUGCUAUUGAAGCCCGUGCUGUUCAGUAUGGAUGCUCCGUAGUACGCACAUACACAGGUCACGGUGUUGGGCAUCUAUUUCAUACAGCUCCUACAAUAUGCCACUAUGCAAAUAACAAGAGCCUUGGAAUGAUGCGUCCUGGUCAUGUUUUUACCAUUGAGCCUAUGAUUAAUUUGGGCACUUGGCAGGAUGUGACAUGGCCAGACAACUGGACAAGUGCUACACGAGACGGAAAGCGCAGUGCACAGUUUGAGCAUACGAUGGUUGUCACCUACGACGGCGUAGAGCUCCUUACCGACUGGACUGAUGGUAUUCCCACGUACCAGAAACAACUCGAGGGGUGGAAUAUACCCCUUCCAUUCCCCAGCCAUGUUGUAGCGAAGUCAACAUGA
Molecule: messenger RNA, 1185 nt
Organism: Trypanosoma rangeli
Lineage: Eukaryota; Euglenozoa; Kinetoplastea; Trypanosomatida; Trypanosomatidae
Product: putative methionine aminopeptidase, putative,metallo-peptidase, Clan MG, Family M24
Exons: 1
Coding region: 1-1185 (394 amino acids)
Biological process (GO): proteolysis
Molecular function (GO): metalloaminopeptidase activity
Source: RefSeq, a predicted model, not a curated record